UGUGACCAACGGUUCUCGCAGAUCAAUGUCGUAUUGUAUGGAUCAUCGUUGAGAUGGCUGCUCGCCGACAGUCUACCCAGAUUCCUCUACCACCUCGAACAUGGAGGCAUUCGUCCCGCGACAGGUCUACCCUAACCUGUCCUCCAUACCGAGAUCGUAUUAUCUCGGCCACCAUGCCGCCGGGCUCUCCAAGAUGAGAUCUUUGGUCUCUCAGAUCGAUUUGGUCAUCGAAUGUCGCGAUUACCGCACCCCCAUCGUCUCCCGUAACCCGCUGUUCGAAGCGAACCUGGGAGAACGACCACGGUUGAUUGUCUACACCAAGCAAGACUUGGGGAGCAACUCGACGAGCGAAGACAGAAAAAGGGAAAACACAAUCAGAAAAUGGGACGCUCCUUCCACAUCUUUGUUCACCGACAUCAAGUCUCGGUCGACGAUAAGUAAAGUCCUGGACUUUGCACGAGCUCACGCCAACCACUCUACUUCACUCUUCGGAACACGUCUCAUGGUCGUUGGCAUGCCCAAUGUCGGCAAGUCUUCGCUCCUGAAUGCGCUUCGCAACGUGAGUCUGGGCAAGAAGAAGGCGGCGAGGACAGGAGACCAGCCCGGCGUGACGAGAAAGAUCGGUACGAGCGUCAAGAUCAUCGAGGGCGACGAAGGGAGAGAGGGAGUCUACGUUCUCGACACGCCGGGAGUGUUUGUCCCGUACGUACCUGACGCCGAGAGCAUGCUCAAGUUGGCACUCUGCGGGAGUGUCAAGGACACCAUAAUUCCACCGACGACCAUCGCCGACUACCUCCUUUUCCACCUCAAUUUGAACGACCCGACUCUGUACAAUAUGUUCUCCGGACCGACCAACGACAUCUUUGUGGUGCUCGAAGCACUCGCUCGCAAGCAAGGUCGCCUGAAAAAGGGUGGUCUCCCUGAUUUUGAAUCUUCAGCGUUGCAGUUUGUCCAACGCUGGAGGAGUGGUCAGAUGGGUCGAUUCAUACUAGACACUGUGACGGAAGACGCCUUGACCAAACGACUGGAAUUGCUCACCUCGUACGGAGGCAGUCUACACCAGGCUCGCAAGGCGGCCAAGCAACUCAGAAAGGAAGCCUAUCUCGGAGGAGGCUGAGUAAUUGAGAUCCACGGACUCUAGCAGUAGUAUGAGUCUAUUACUCUUGCAGGUCAGUUUCCAACUGAUCUCGCAUUAUCGUCAACAGCAUUCGCUUGGCUGGCUCCUGCACCGCAGGAUAUCGACUCCGCACAGACUCCAGUCCUACAACGAGACUAUGAACAAGGCAUGGCGGGCUUCCAAUAGUCAAUGCCAUGGAAAGACCUGUCGAUUCUGUCGAUGAAGAUAAAAAUCUCGCGCAGUGUUGAUAUACCCUCGUCGCCCGACUCUUGCGAAAUUUCGCUGGCGGCGGGCAACACCCUUGCUCCGUGACGUCAAACCCCUUUAAGCAGGCUGCCAUUCGGUACCUUGUCGACAUUGAUUGUGAUGCAUCAGGGUGCCUGUUCAAUCUAGAAGGACAAGCUACUUGAAGGAAUAGGCACAGGCCUAUCUCUCGACUCCAUCAAAUCCCAUUAUAUGUAUAGACGUACAUAUACCAGUGCUGAUACUUGUAUUUGUUCCUGUUCUUGUCCUCUCAAAUUUGAUCUCAACGAAUGCAUCU
This is a messenger RNA of Exophiala oligosperma, 1658 nucleotides long. RefSeq lists its product as uncharacterized. Lineage: Eukaryota; Fungi; Ascomycota; Eurotiomycetes; Chaetothyriales; Herpotrichiellaceae. The record is from RefSeq and is a predicted model, not a curated record. Gene Ontology annotation, cellular component: mitochondrion. Gene Ontology annotation, molecular function: GTPase activity; GTP binding. The transcript has a single exon. Bases 101 to 1117 code for a protein of 338 amino acids.